Molecule: messenger RNA, 4438 nt
Organism: Oncorhynchus tshawytscha (Chinook salmon)
Lineage: Eukaryota; Metazoa; Chordata; Actinopteri; Salmoniformes; Salmonidae
Product: translation initiation factor IF-2-like
Exons: 4
Coding region: 1448-3088 (546 amino acids)
Source: RefSeq, a predicted model, not a curated record
UUUCCCCUGCAAGUUCUUCCAUACUUACGAGAAGUGCUACCAAGGAGACCAGUGCAGGUUUUCCCAUGAACCCCUGACUGAGCUCACCAAACAGCUACUGGAGGCAGCAUUGAAGAGGGACAAGGACAUUGAGGAACUGGCUAAAAACGACAAGCCAAUCAGCAUGGAGGAGCCAGUGACAGCUGAGGAGACAAAGCCUGGCAUUGACAUAUUCCUGAAUCCCCUAAGGUUAAGAAUGCGAGUGCACGCGCACAUGUUUCUUUUACUGUCCUUGUGGGGACUGAAAAUGUAUUGUCAUUCAUUUUCCCUAACCCUUAAUCCUAAUUGUAACCCUAAGCUUAUAAUAGCUCAAGUCCUCAUCGGAACCUGAGAAAUGUCCCCACGAAGGAGUAUUGUCCUUCUUUUACUAGCCCACACACCACAGUGGUGUAUUAGAAUAGUAAGCCCCCCGCACCACAGUAGUGUAUUAGAAUAGUAAGCAUAGUAAGCCCACUGCACCACAGUGGUGUAUUAGAAUAGUAAGCCCCCCGCACCACAGUGGUGUAUUAGCAUAGUAGUGUAUGUAUGUGGUUGAGCAUUACAUUUUACACUUGAUAGUAAAUCAAUGUUAUUCACUAGUGUUUUAUUGAUUGGCUACAUUUGUCUGGAUUUCAGGCCAAACUUUUACAACAGCUCAUGCCCCUCUGAGCCACAUGCUGAGGAAAGUACCACCAUGUAUCAGAAUGAAGUGUCAGCUGAGGUCGUGGAGAAGGAAAUUGCCAAUAAGAGGCAGGCUUCUUAUUCAGUUGAGGCUUUCUCUACGGCCCAGAAGCCAGUGAAAAACCCCUUUUGCAGUCUCUUUGCAGGGACGAUCAGCCAGACCUCCACUACACCUCUCAUACAGAACUCUGCUAAUUCGCCCAUCAACACCCCAGGAUGUAAGGGACUAGCUUCUUAUUCAGUUAAGGCUGUUCUAAAGUCCCACAAGCCUGUGGAUAACCCCGUCCGCAGCCUUGUUGCAGGCCCCAUCACACAGUUCUCUCGCCACCCUGAUAUACAGACCCAACACCCAACUAGAUCGUCCUAGCACUACAUUAAAUCCUCCAGACUCCAUUCGGCCCCCUGGUCCUCCUUCAGUCUAUAAGAGGCCGGCUUACUAUUCAGCUAAAGCUGUGCUUGGAUCUUUGAAACCAUCCUUCAGCAGCCUCUUUGCAGGCCCCAUCAGUCAGACAUCUCCCCAACCUCCCACACAGACCCAACCAGAUUCCCCUAGCGCUACAUUUCUGCGCCUCCUGCAGGCUGUAAAAGGCCGGCUUCGUAUUAUGAUACGGCUGUGCUUGAGCCCGAGAAGCCUGUGGAAAACCCCUUCUGCAGCCUUUUUGCAGGAAUCAUCAGCCAGACCACUUUCAACCCUCCCUCACACUCCCAAAACUCCCCAGGUUGUAAGGCACCAGCUUCUAACAAGCCCAUGGAAAAACCCAUCCUUAGCCUCUUUGCAGGCCCCAUCAGGCAGACAACCCUCCCUGACCCUCCCAGACAGAUGCAACCAAAUCCCCCCAGAACUGCAAUUUGUCCCCCAGACCCCAUUCGGUCUUCUGAGCCUCUCCCAGUCUGCAAGAGACGGACAUUCUCAGUUGAGGCUGUCAGUGAGUCCCAGAAGUCCAUGGAAAAACCAUUCCGUAGCCUCUUUGCCAGCCCCCUCACACAGACCUCCACUUCCGGCCAUCCAACACAGACCCAACCAGAUCUCCCUAGAAAUUUCACUGGUUGUAAUAGACCAGCUUCUGAUUCAGUUGAGGCUAUGCUUGAGGCUCAGAAGCCAGUGGGAAAACCCUUUCGCAGCCUCUUUGAAGGCCCCAUCAGCCAGACAACCCUCCCUGACCCUCCAACACAGACCCGGCCUUAUCCCCCAAUAGUCGAGCCUAAACCGGAGGUGCCAGACCCAACACCGCUCACCGAGCCAUCCACAACCCAUUCUGUUCUGAGGACCCUACGCCUGAGCCCAUGCCGCCAUGAGGGGGAGCAGGCAAUCAGUAACCGCUGCAAAGAUCCAGGAGGUGAUGGCCUGUGUUCCAGUGAAGACAAAAUCUCCAGAGGAUCUACUUCCACAGGACAGCAGAGCCAGGAGGUGGUUGAGGAGCCGGCGAGUGAGCGUGAGGAGCCGGCGAGUGAGCGUGAGGAGCCGGCGAGUGAGCGUGAGGAGCCGGCGAGUGAGCGUGAGGAGCCGGCGAGUGAGCGUGAGGAGCCGGCGAGUGAGCGUGAGGAGCCGGCGAGUGAGCGUGAGGAGCCGGCGAGUGAGCGUGAGGAGCCGGCGAGUGAGCGUGAGGAGCCGGCGAGUGAGCGUGAGGAGCCGGCGAGUGAGCGUGAGGAGCCGGCGAGUGAGCGUGAGGAGCCGGCGAGUGAGCGUGAGGAGCCGGCGAGUGAGCGUGAGGAGCCGGCGAGUGAGCGUGAGGAGCCGGCGAGUGAGCGUGAGGAGCCGGCGAGUGAGCGUGAGGAGCCGGCGAGUGAGCGUGAGGAGCCGGCGAGUGAGCGUGAGGAGCCGGCGAGUGAGCGUGAGGAGCCGGCGAGUGAGCGUGAGGAGCCGGCGAGUGAGCGUGAGGAGCCGGCGAGUGAGCGUGAGGAGCCGGCGAGUGAGCGUGAGGAGCCGGCGAGUGAGCGUGAGGAGCCGGCGAGUGAGCGUGAGGAGCCGGCGAGUGAGCGUGAGGAGUGCCUUCUGAGGGAUGAGCUGUUGGUGAUCCUUGCCAGGCUGAUAUCACCCUACCACGGUCCACCUUCGCCCGGGUCGUGGUGUGGUCCUUUGAAGACCUUGCCCCUCUUCCUCCCCCCUCACUCAAUCACCAGCCGUCUGUCCCUCUGGCCUCCCCCUCUGAGAGAACAUCAGGUCCUGCUGUUGGACUGUCCAGCCCUGCAGGACUCAGGCCACAGCAUUCCCCACAGGACUCCAACUCUCAGGAGGCUGCAGGAGAGCAUCUCAUUCCCUCCAGGAAUUCAGGUAGGAGUUGGGUCCAGGUGGAUACCCCUGGCGUUCACAACCUUCCAAUCCAAGCGAUGGUACGGAUCACUCGACGUAACACUGAUGUACAACCACAGCGACUGUCUGGACAAAUGAGGGGCAAAAGUGACAACGUGGGUGACAAAAAAACACUGAAAGACCUUUUUAAGACUUUUGACCCCACAUCUCCCUUCAGACAGUAACUGCAUUUGGACUAUGGCUCAUUGUAUGCACUGUUGGUCAAUGGACUACACACCAAGACUUACACAAACACUUGGCCUUCAUAUGAAUGCUUUUGCUCUAGUGUAUUUUCCUGCUAACAGAUCAGAACAGCAAUUCAUUGCAAAAAUGAUUGUGUAAAAUGCAAGAAAACAAUUACACGCGUGUGCACACAACCCUCCUUAACUCCAUUUGAUAAAACGUGUCCCAUUGAUAUCAUUACUUAGCAACAGCUAAUGUUACUGAUGAAUUGUCAGCCUAGUCUGUCUUGGUGAGAAUUGUUUAUGGAUUUUCUUAGAUGAGGCAUGUUGUACAUUUUAUUCUGUAAAAAAACAUCGUUAUUGAUUAUUUAAGGUUAAAAAAACAUGGCAUUUCAUUUUUAUUAAAGCAGAAAGUAACAUAUUGGAACAAUUAGUUAACUAGUAACAACUAACCGUUGCCCUCUUCCUCCACUCUUGCCGACUACAUUUCCUCUUAUUUGAUGAGUGAACAAUGGAAUGUUAUUACACUCAACUGAUUCUUAUUCUCAUGUGGAAAAUGUAAUUAUUUAAACUAAUUCUGUACCAGUUCUGCUCUGCAUGUAGUGCUUCUCUUUUCUUAUAGUAAGGUACAGUGCUGCGAAAAAGUACUUUAUGCCUUCUGUCCACCAGAUGCAUCAAACUCUUUGCAUUCAGGCGGAAGUCAUUAAUUGUCAAAGGAGCAGUCCGCAAUGCUAUGUUGGGGGAGCCGCACUAGGCUGCGGUGCGUUCUGUGUACCACAUGCGGUCAAUAUUUAACUCUUGUGUUGGUUUACCGUGCAGCGGUACAAAUGGAAGUACACACAGACUCCGAAUAGCUAGUUGAAAAGCAAAGCACGUGUAUGGAACAGAAAAUGCGGGAUAGACAUCCGGUAAAAUAAAACUCGUAUCUGGUGGUCAUUAGGCUUCUAAGGCUGAACCAGCAGAGUUGCUGUAUUGUAUGCACUUUAGAAUGUUUUAAUUACAGUAUAUGGCCCCUGCCACUUUAUCACAUUUAAGUCUCACAGCCUUGGAUUUUGAUGCAUUUGAUUGGGAACUUUUAUUUGUGAGUCACAUUAUUCAGAGCCCCACCAACACACACACACAAUGGUAAACAAUAAUAUAAAUGACAGUUCAUUUUUAUGUAUUCAUCCCUAGGUCAAUACUUGGUUGAACCACCUCUGGCAGCUAUUACAGCCAGUAGUAUUUUCAACUAACUUUGCACACUGUAAUAAAGCAGUAUUUUCCCAUU